Coregonus clupeaformis (lake whitefish) is the source of this 1523-nucleotide messenger RNA. It is a transcript of the gene mid1ip1b, whose product is annotated as MID1 interacting protein 1b. Bases 497 to 970 code for a protein of 157 amino acids. The transcript is spliced from 2 exons. Lineage: Eukaryota; Metazoa; Chordata; Actinopteri; Salmoniformes; Salmonidae. The record is from RefSeq and is a predicted model, not a curated record. Gene Ontology annotation, biological process: regulation of lipid biosynthetic process. Gene Ontology annotation, cellular component: cytosol.
UCCUACUUUUCACGGUCCUAUUGCUGGUGCUGAGGAUAUAUCAAGCUAGCUAGCUACCGGUCGCUUUGCUCACAACAAGCUGUCUUAUUUAGACUUUAUGCCUUCCACUGAAGUUUAACAAGUGAAGUGGUUAUCUGGAAAUACCAGGGACAAUAACAUUACGGUCGUUCAUCCUGUUACUUUGGCCUGAGGGGGAAAACAGUCGACUGAGACAGAUCCGGGAACGCCCUUAGGAAAAAAAGCCGCUUGUCAUUUAGUGAGUAACGUUAGGCAGUACAGUACUCACAAGGCAGGCAAGACGUUUGAGAAGUCUGGAUGUUUCCUCGGACUGAGUAAGCUUAUGCAGCAGCUAAAUUUGUCAUUGUAAUCCGAUAAAGAGCAUUAGCAAGCUAAGGUUGAUUUCAGACUGUGACAGAAGAGUAAAUGUGCAUUAUCAUCGGUGAAGCGAGGUAACUAACGUUAGAUUUGUCUGUACGCGAACAGGUCUCUUGCAAAAAUGAUGCACAUUUCGGAUUCGUACAAUCAAAAGAAUUCAUUGUUCAAUGCCAUGAACCGAUUUAUUGGUGCCGUAAACAACAUGGAUCAGACAGUGAUGGUUCCUAGUCUGCUAAGAGACGUGCCUCUAGACGAGGAAGAAGAAGUGAAAACGAUAUCACCGAUUAUGACCGCCAGCAAUGGGUCAGCCACCUAUUUCCAGGACGGGGACAUGUACAAUUACUAUGUGCUAUUGAAAUCGAUCAGGAAUGACAUCGAAUGGGGGGUCCUGCAAGCCGACGACAGGCGGACAGAGAAAAUGGGGGUGACCGCGUUGGACAUAUCCAGAAUAGAAUCCGAUGAUGAUGACUUGGAGAAACAAUUUCAUUAUCAUUUGACCGGGCUACACACGGUUCUGUCCAAGCUUACCCGGAAAGCAAACACCCUCACGAACAGGUACAAUCAGGAGAUUGGAAUAAGGGGCUGUGGACUCUGACUACUAGAAAGUUGACAGUGUGUCGGACGAUAACAUCAAAAGUCAUUGGUGAACAGUGGAAUGGGGGGGCUGUCCUAGUGAUAUCGUUUGCAUUUAUUCCCACAGUGGGAAGAAAGACAUGUAACUUACUAAACGUGUUUCAUAUGCAUUGUUAAAAUUUUUCCAUCUACUGUUUGAAUUAUUGUUUGCACUAGGUUCUGUGUACUAAUGGCUUGCUGUAUGGAUGGUAUAUCCACACAUUUUUAUUUAAGAGAUAUGCAAUGUACAUUAAUUUAAAACCAGUGUUUUUGAGCUUUAACUUUUUUUGAUGUGGCAACAUUGCAUAAGGCCUACUAACUUAGUGAUAUAAUAUGUUAUGGUUGCAAUGAGUCAUUGCCAUUCCAUUACCUAAAUCAUAUGCUUGAUAAUCUAUGAACUGGAAUCAAAUGAUAAUUCUUUUGAAAUUGAGAGAUUCCAAGAGAUUAACACCAACUGUAAACCUGUCUUAUUUAAGCACCAUAUUAUUUUUUCGAUUGAAAUGAUGGUUCAGCAAUUAAACAUCUGAUUAUUGUUA